UAUUAGUUGCAUAAGAGACCUCAAAGGACACACUACCAACAUGAAUUUUAGUAGGAUUUUAGAGGAGUAUCUGAAGAAUUCGACUUUGCAUGGCGCCAGAUUCAUAGUGGACAAGGAUGCCAGCUGGAUAGAAAGGAUUUUCUGGGUUCUUUGUCUGGUUGUGUCGUGGUAUGCCUCAUGGCUGCUCAUCAAAGCUUCUUUAAGUGCCUUUGAGAAUAAUGCCAUUAGUUUCGUGGUGGAGAGUUCCUACCGCGAUUGGAGCACCAAUUUUCCAGCCAUUAUAGUUUGUGAGUCAAAAAACAUGGAUAGGAUCCAAGAAGUGGCAGAACAGCUAUGGGGCUCUGAUCAUGACUUCACCUUGGAGGAAGUUCUCAGUGAGAUUGCCUUCUUUCGGGGCGAGUCCUACCACACAGUCCACGAAUGCAGUGGCCCGGAUUCCACCACCUCCUGUUUCUAUUCCAACUUCUCCUAUUAUGCGGAACUGGUCAGGAGCAGCUGUGUGGAUUCAAUUAGCAAUUGCGAAUGGAAUAGCAAGCCCUUCGAGUGCUGCAAGUACUUUCAUCGCAUGGAAACUGAACUGGGAAUUUGUUAUGCUAUUAAUUCACUUCAAGCUGGGAAAAACAAGGGUCCAAAGCUUAAUAUGUAUUCGAAUCGCUACACCGGACCGGGUACAUUAAAAAUGGAAUUGCACACGGAAGCCACGGUCUUUAUUUUGGGAACAGAAGAGGUACCCACUUUGGUUACACCCAAAACUGACUUUCUUGUGGUUGGUCCUUACAUAUCCUUUGUAAGAUAUAUCUCCAAACGUGACAUUGAAAACGACGAGGAGAUCCGGCAGACGAGUAUCCAGCAAAGGAAUUGUCGCUUUGCCGACGAGAAUAUCCUGGGAGUUCACAACUACUACAGUUACAGUGCCUGUACAGUGCAAUGUCGCAAGGACCGUCAGAUGGAGCUGUGUAACUGUUCCAGCCACCUCUCCCCGAACUCCCCCGACUGGCAGCUGUGCAACAUGGACGGUCUGGAGUGCCUCAACCGGAACUACGAGGAUCUCUCAGUGAUCAUUGCCAAAUGGUCGAAACGUCGUGGUCGCAAAGGUCUGGUCUGUGACUGUCUGCCAUCCUGCACGGAGGUGGAUAUAACCACGGUAUACGACAGCAAGGACACUAUGACAGGUACCCAGGCAAUAUCCAGGAUUGAGGUGGGAUUGAUUGAACUUCCAACGGAGCGAUAUAAACGGAAUUUGGUUCGCGGCAAGCUUGAUUUAGUGGUAUCUAUAGGCGGAACUACAGGUCUUUUCGUGGGCGCAAGUCUCCUGAGCUUUGUGGAGAUUGUUUAUUACAUCACCAUUCGACCGUAUUCCACCUACAUGUACGAAAAGUACCGCCUCAGGCGUCUAAUGCUGCCGAGAAGAUUUCACUAGAAUUAAAUUUGCAAAUUAAAAUAAAAGUGUU
Drosophila ananassae is the source of this 1451-nucleotide messenger RNA. RefSeq names its product pickpocket protein 28. Bases 41 to 1420 code for a protein of 459 amino acids. Gene Ontology annotation, biological process: sodium ion transmembrane transport. The record is from RefSeq and is a predicted model, not a curated record. The transcript is spliced from 7 exons. Gene Ontology annotation, molecular function: ligand-gated sodium channel activity. Gene Ontology annotation, cellular component: membrane. Lineage: Eukaryota; Metazoa; Arthropoda; Insecta; Diptera; Drosophilidae.